Gilbertella persicaria is the source of this 741-nucleotide messenger RNA. RefSeq lists its product as uncharacterized. The record is from RefSeq and is a predicted model, not a curated record. The transcript has a single exon. Lineage: Eukaryota; Fungi; Mucoromycota; Mucoromycetes; Mucorales; Choanephoraceae. Bases 225 to 497 code for a protein of 90 amino acids.
GAGUUUAUUACAGUUAUUGUUGUAUGUAUAUCAAGUGAGGCUGAUGGCUUUGCCCUUUCUUUCUUUCGAGCACCGCUUCCAAAGUUUCGUUUACUAUAGUCACACAAAUUUAACUUUCAAUUUUGAUCGUGUUUUAUGGGAUUGCGUAAAGACAUCGUUUGUUCUUUCCUCCCAUCCCGUUAGUCUAUACUUGUCUGCUCAAAAAACCAAUAGCAACAUUUUUCAUGGGUACGAAAAGUAACUUUGUGGUGUUUACUGGUUUAAUAAGGACUAAAAAAAGAGCAAGACAGGUCGAACGGCCUUUAUCGACUGUCGAAAACAUAAUUGAAAGAAUUAAGCAGACUGGCAGUCCUCUUCCUGCUAAACCAACCAUGAAGACCUACAAGAUUAAUGAGAGGAAUGAGAGGCACCUUGGUCGUAUCAUUUGGAAAAAUCCCUUUUGCUUCCUACAACAAAUCAAAAAAAGAACUUGCAGCAAUGAGUAUCCAUGUUCAUAAGGACACUGUAGUCUUAGCUAUUCAUCGAUUGAGGUUCCUAUCGUUUGUAGCAGCAAAGAAGCCUCGUCUCUCUGAACAGAAGAGAAAGAAAAGACGUCGCUGUGUCAGCAGUAAGAUCAACUGGAUAGAUGGUUAGUGGCAUAAUAUCAUCUGUUCAUAUGAAUCAAAGUUUGGUCUUUCCGCCUAUCGCCUAACUGGAAACGCUUUUGGUCUCUCAAGAUCCCUCUCCCUGCUCGCAAUGUCC